GUACCCGAUCCAGUUUCGUACCGGCCACCAUAUUGUCCGCCGGUACGUUUACCUAGUUUGUUUUCGCGUUCGCGGUUGUGUAAAACAAAAGCGAAAAACGCUUUCUCGUACGCGUGGAGGUUAUAAUCUAAUAUCUCUGUCAACUGUAUUUUGCACUUAUGGAGGCUUCAGGUCUGCCGUCACCGGCUGAUUCUUCUAGUCAACAACAGGAAGCGUUUGCACACACCCACAAGGAAGAAUGGCUAUCGGAUUCGGACAGUCAAAACACUAUUAUUUGCAGCACGACUAGUUCGUCGCCCGGGCCCUCUUCGUUGUUGUCCACAUCUACCGGUGGAGGCCAAAAGGCCGGUUCGUCCAAAGCCAAGCAGGGCGGUCGAUCUAAAGACACGCCGGCCGGACAAAAACCCGCUCAAGUGGUAGCCAGACGGAACGCGCGCGAAAGACGCCGAGUGCAAGCGGUCAACUGGGCAUUUGCUAGACUCCGAAAAGUUGUUCCGCUAGAGGAAAACAAGAGUAAAAGGAUGAGUAAAGUCAAGACCCUACAAAUGGCCAUUGAAUACAUUAACCAACUGCAAGGAGUUCUAUCUCUGCAGCAGAGUCCACUGCAUAAUAAUCACCCCGAACCCGAACAUCACCAAUUGCUAACAACGGCUGACAUCAAUCUGUUCUCCGACAUACAGUACAAGAUCGAACCCGGUGAGCUCCAAUUCCGCAUGCCUCCCAAUUUCUACACCCAACUAUUGACUGACCAUCAAAAUUGACUUGGAAAAUCUUCAUGCGAUUUUUUUUAAAUUUUUCGUUCAUUGUGUAUUAUUAAAAUUGAAAAUAAUUGUCUACUGGCUUAAAUCAAUCAUGAACAAUGAGAGUCUCAAGCCUAUUUGUUUCUUUUAUUAUUAAUAACAUUAUUAUUAUUAUUAUUAUUAUUAUUAUUAGACAAUGAUAUUUUGUUUUUGUCGCGGUAAAUUUUCUUCUAAACAUGUUAUUGCCCCUUUACAACAGAUUAUUAUUAUUGAGGUGGUCAAAUACUGUAAUAAUUACAAAUUGUUUUAUUCGAAUUUCAACAUUCAUUUUU
Melanaphis sacchari is the source of this 1072-nucleotide messenger RNA. Its product is annotated as protein atonal homolog 1-like. Lineage: Eukaryota; Metazoa; Arthropoda; Insecta; Hemiptera; Aphididae. Gene Ontology annotation, molecular function: RNA polymerase II transcription regulatory region sequence-specific DNA binding; DNA-binding transcription factor activity, RNA polymerase II-specific; protein dimerization activity. Bases 159 to 761 code for a protein of 200 amino acids. The record is from RefSeq and is a predicted model, not a curated record. Gene Ontology annotation, biological process: regulation of transcription by RNA polymerase II; developmental process. The transcript is spliced from 4 exons.